Molecule: messenger RNA, 4659 nt
Organism: Microthlaspi erraticum
Lineage: Eukaryota; Viridiplantae; Streptophyta; Magnoliopsida; Brassicales; Brassicaceae
Source: the annotation of a GenBank genome assembly
AUGCCUCGCCUCAAGAAAACCGCUGCUCCGACGUCGGAAGAGCUCACUCGCCAAGCCAUCACAGACCUUCAAGAACAGAUGCGUAUGAUAACGGCAGCAUUCCAAAACCUCGCCGCACAGCGACCUCUUGUGAACGAUCAUGCCGAGUUUGAUGAAGAAUCUAUCGCAUCUGACGGUGACGACAAUCCUUUUGCUCCUCUACAAAAUCAACGUACUCAAGCGCAAACAGAAAACGAUGAUUUCAGAUGGGAAAGUGGAUUUAAAUUCGAAAUUCCAGAGUUUCAUGGCGGACAAUCACCUGUAGAGCUACUUGAUUGGAUUGUCACGGUGGAAGAAGUCCUAGAGUUUAAACGUGUUCCGCUUGAUCGUUGCGUCCCGGUUCUUACUAUGCGAUUUCGAAACAGAGCUUCGGCUUGGUGGAACCAACUCAAAGCUUCACGUGCUCGAGAAGGAAAACAGAAAAUCGUUUCAUGGGAGAAACUCAAAUCCAAGAUGCAGAAAACAUUCUUACCGUAUAAUUAUGAGCAUCUCAUGUUCCAGAAAUUGCAAAAUCUGAAACAAGGCUCUCGCUCUGUUGAAGAAUACGCCACUGAAUUUUUUCUGCUUAUUACUCGCAUAGAUUUACAAGAUUCCGAACAACAGUUGGUUGCUCGCUUUGUCGGUGGUUUACGACAGAACAUUCAGCAUACAUUGAAUUUGUUCAACCCUCUGUCUGUUGCUGAAGCUCAUCAACAAGCCCUCACUGUCGAGACUCAAACCAGAGUAAACUACUCUCCUUGGAGCUCUGCGCGUACGCCGCGCACUGUCACAGGCUCUCUUCUGCCUUCACCAGCUCCAAUACCAGAAACUCCGGCUCUAAAACCCGAAACAGCUCUUGUCCCUGCCGACUUUCCGCGACGUCCAGGCACCUUACGAUGCUUCAGUUGUGGUGAAAUAGGACAUCGACAAUCUGUUUGUCCUUCCCGCAACAAACGUGGUCUCUUGCUUGAUACCUCUGGACGUGAUGUGGAGAUUAUCGUUGAGGCGGAUGAAGAAAACCCAGAGGAACCGUGCAGUUGUGCAAAUGUUAUUGCAGAAGAAGCAGUUAAAAAGCUAGAGCUGAAAGAUGAAGUACACCCAUAUCCUUACCAAUUGGCAGGAUUGCAACAAGGGAGUGAACUCCGUGUUACUCGUCGAGCUCUGGUCAAUUUUUCUAUCGGUGAUGCUUACAAAGAUCAGCUUUACUGUGAUGUGGCUCCAACCGAUGCUUGUCAUCUUCUUCUUGGACGCCCUUGGGAGUUCGAUCGCAAGGUCCAACAUGAUGGUUUUUUAAACACAUACACCUUCUCCUUUAAUAACCGUAGCUUCACACUCAAGCCUUCUCCUCCAAUAUCCUCGUCUCUUGCACCGUCUCCUAUUUUAUUGUUACAACGAGCACCCUUUGAAGAAGAAAUGCGUGAAGCAGGACUAGUGCUUGUUCUCUUGUCAACAACGCCUUCUCCUCCGUCGCCUAUUCAGAUUGCACCAGCCUUUGCUGGAAUAGUUCAAGAAUUCUCUGAUGUCUUUCCGGAGGAUCUUCCGAGCGGUUUGCCUCCAUUACGCGAUAUUCAACAUCGCAUCGAUUUGGUGCCUGAUGCUUUACUUCCUCAUCGUCCACAUUAUCGCAUGAGCCCUAGUGAGCAUGAAGAGUUAAGGCGUCAAGUCGAAGAAUUAGUUGCAAAAGGUUUUCUCAGGGAAAGUUUGAGUCCUUGUGCUGUACCAGCCUUACUUAUUCCAAAGAAAGAUGGGAUGUGGCGCAUGUGUGUUGAUAGUCGUGCUAUAAAUAAAAUCACGGUACGUUAUCGAUUUCCCAUUCCUCGGUUAGAUGAUCUCUUAGACCAGAUUGGUACAGCUACUGUCUUCUCUAAACAUGAUUUAAAGAGUGGCUACCAUCAAAUACGGAUUCGUCCAGGAGAUGAGUGGAAGACGGCCUUUAAAACUCGUGAAGGACUUUUUGAGUGGUUGGUCAUGCCGUUUGGAUUAUCCAAUGCACCUAGUACGUUUAUGCGUGUCAUGAAUCAAGCUUUGCGCCCCUUCAUUGGUAAAUCUGUGGUUGUCUACUUUGAUGAUAUCUUGAUCUUCAGCCUAACCAUUGAAGCACAUUUGAUUCACUUACGGGAGGUUCUUGAAGUAUUAAGACGUGACCAGCUUUUUGCAACCUUGAAGAAAUGCGAGUUUGGUUCUCCUGCAGUACAGUUUUUGGGUUAUAUUGUCUCUUCCCAAGGUUUAUCUGUUGAUCCCAGCAAAGUUGAGGCUAUUCGCUCUUGGCCCGUUCCUAAAACACUUACAGAGACUCGCAGUUUCCAUGGUCUAGCAUCUUUUUACCGGCGUUUUGUGCCACAAUUUAGUAGCCUUAUGGCUCCAAUUACGGAUUGCAUUCGCGAUGGCUCAUUUGUUUGGACACCAGCAGCUUCUACAGCGUUUGAUUUAGUCAAGGACAAGCUAAGUUCUGCACCGAUCCUAGCUCUUCCCGACUUCACCUUGGUAUUUGAAUUACAUUGUGAUGCAUCAAAGCUAGGUGUUGGCGCCGUCCUUAGUCAACGUGGUCGCCCUAUCGCUUUCUACAGUGAGAAACUUGCUGGUGCGCGUCUUCGCUAUAGCACCUAUGAUCUGGAAUUUUAUGCGAUCAUUCAAGCCGUUAAACAUUGGCGUCACUAUUUGUUUCAUAAAGAGUUUGUCCUAUACACUGAUCACGAUGCGCUCAAACACAUUGGCAAUCAAGAUAAGGUUUCAGCACGGCAUGCUUCUUGGAUAGCUUAUCUUCAACAGUUCACUUUUGUGAUUAAACACACGUCGGGAGUUAGUAAUCGUGUUGCAGACGCUCUGAGCAGACGUCACUCUUUAUUGGCAGUGUUACAUGUUUCGGUUCCUGGAUUUAGUUCUUUUGCUGACCUAUAUGCUUCAGAUUCUUUUUUUGGUCCGAUUUGGUCAGAUACAGACUCAGCCUCGUCACGGCUUUAUACUCGUCAUGAUGGUUUUUUAUUUCGGGAAUCACGGCUCUGCAUUCCAGAUUGCAGCCUUCGUUUGAAACUAAUCUCUGAGCUUCACAAUGAGGGACACGUUGGACGCGAUAGAACGUUACUUUUGGUCUCUUCAUCUUAUUUCUGGCCUUCUUUGCGACGUGACGUAGAGAGAUUCGUUGAACGAUGUGUCAUUUGUCAAACAUCCAAAGGACAAGCAUCAAACGCAGGAUUGUAUCUUCCUCUACCUAUUCCGACUCAGCCUUGGACGGAUAUCAGCAUGGACUUUGUGAUGGGUCUUCCGCGUACUCAAAAAGGCUUUGACUCCAUCUUUGUCGUGGUUGAUAGGUUCUCUAAAAUGGUACACUUUAUUCCCUGCAAACGGACCACUGAUGCGGUUCAAGUGGCGACUCUGUUUUUUCGUGAAAUUUAUCGCUUACAUGGACUGCCUGCUUCAAUAGUCUCCGACCGUGAUUCACGUUUCUUGGGCCACUUUUGGCGUUCGUUAUGGAAGCUUCUUGACACUAGCCUCGACAUGAGUUCUGCCUACCAUCCUCAAACCGACGGCCAAACCGAGGUUACUAAUCGAUCUUUAGGUAACCUUUUGCGCUGUUUAGUUGGUGAUUCCAUCAAGAGUUGGGAUUCUAAGCUUCCACAAGCAGAGUUUGCACAUAAUCAUGCCGUCAAUCGCAGUUCAGGCUACAGUCCUUUCCAAGUUAUCUACGGCUUUUCUCCUCGUGGUCCAGUCGAUUUAUCUACUCUACCUGAUCGCACUAGACUUCAUGGCGACGCUGAAACUUUCAUGGAAAAUGUCCUUGAGACUCAUGAAAAAGUCAAAGAGAAUCUUGCCAUUUCCACCGCUAAGUAUAAAUCUGCCGCUGAUACUCAUCGUAGACGUUUGGUGUUUGAAGUGGGAGACUUCGUUUGGGCUGUCUUAACCCGAGAUCGUAUGCCUGCUCAUGCAUAUAACAAACUGAAAGCAAAAAAAAUUGGUCCUCUUGAAGUUUUGGAGCGUAUCAACGAUAAUGCUUAUCGUCUUCGCCUUCCCUCUGAUGUUCGCACUUCUGAUGUCUUCAAUGUCAAGUACUUCUCUCGUUACCAUUCACCAAUCACUACUCCAGAUUCAGGGACGAAUCUUUCUAACCCCGGGAGUCUCAAGAAUUUGAAAGAAUCCUUGAUCGAGCUACAAAUCCGUUUCUUACGCUGCGCCAAUGGGUCGCUUCACUGGUUCACCGAGUGCGAAGAAACCAAAGUCGUAUCCUUCGAUCUUCACACGGAAGCUUUUCAAGUCCUCUGUAAAGCUCCCUUUGUCAAUGUACAUCCUUACAGAGAUAACAAGAUUGUCAUGUGCAACCUCGAGAACCGCUUGUGCGUUUCCGAGAUGAAGUGGCCCAACCAAGUGAUUUGGUCCUUCAGUUCAGGCAACAAGACAUGGGACAAAAUGUGGUCCAUUGACCUGGAGGCAAUUUCUUCUUGGUUUGGUACUAAUUACAGUGUUCGAUGCGCCCUCGCGCCACUAGCACUACUCGACGGUGAGAAGAAGACGAAGAAGAAGUUGCUGUUUUAUGGUCGCGAGCUGGUGAUCCAGGAUCAGGAAACCCAAUCCUAUGAUGCCGCAUACUCUGCUAAAUCCAUCGGAUAUCCUGUUUGUUAUUUCCAGAGUUUAAUCUCUAUUUUAUAA